UCCCGAACGUGUCCCGAAUGUGUCCCAAAUGUGUCCCAAAUGUGUCCCAAAUGUGUCCCGAAUGUGUCCUCCUGAACAUGUCCCGAAUUUGUCCCAAACGUGUUCCGAACGUGUCCCGAAUGUGUCCUGAACGUGUCCCGAAUGUGUUCCAAAGGUGUCUCGAAUGUGUCCCGAAAGUGUACCUUUUAAGUACAAUAUUUCAAGUCAUAGUUAUAAUGAUAUCCAAUUUUCGUUAUCCGUUCCUGAAACACCCUGUUCUUAAAAUAAAAAUAUGUGCCCCAUCCCAAACAAGAAAAAAGAACAAACAGCCCUUAGUCAACACCUAGGGACAACGUGAUCGUGCCAAGAAAAUAUCAACCAACAAAACAAAAUAUUUUACUUAUAAAAAUAAUAAACAAACAAAAAAACAAUUUUUAAAAACAAACAAAAAAACUAAAAACAAAACUAAUUGACAUACUAAAACGUUCAUUGAUUGAACAAUGAGGUUUUGCAGAAUGAACGGGCCUAAUGAAUCCGAAGUUGAAAGCCUCCUAAUGAGUCCAUGUUGGGGACAAACACAAAAUGGAAGUCAAGACCAGUACCUGCUAGACGGACAUAAGCUUCUCCUGGAGCAUGAUCUCGACUCACUACCCAGUGAAUCAGAUCAAAAAGGAUCUCUAGAUGUUCUCGAUAACCUGCUUAUGAAUUCAUCUUCCCUUGGACUUUCCGAACUCAAACCUCUGCCACCAUUUACCGGCUAUACCGGUCACCUGUCAAUCAAUGGCAUAUCAGGCCAUCAUUACCAUGCAAUUGCUCAGCGAUUGCCAGAUGAGAGCAAUAACAAUUAUGCUCAAAGUGCUUACCACACAACAACAAAUCAAUCUGCCAACAACAAUAAUGGCGGCUCAUCGGCCGAUCAAAAUAUUGUCUCCUCCUCAACAUGCCUGCCCGAAUCUGUGCUCAGUUCGGACGGAAAUGAUGCCUGCCUUUCCGAUGUGAAACUUUUUGCCGAUAGUCAAUUAGAUAGUAAGCUUUAUUCAGUGGCGGACAGUUGUGUGAUGUCUGAUCAGGGUCCCGAUUCAGUGUCGGGUGUUUAUGUUGAUAUGAGCUCUAUCGAUGAUAUCGCCGCCAUCAUUGGAUCCGCCAUAGCGGACACAACAGUUCCCAAUCAACUAGACAACGACGAUGGCAAUGAUACUAGAGACUCAUGGAUGGAUAUUGAUGCGUGGAUCGACGGCAAUUGCAUACAACAAGAUGGCAAACUGAUAGUAUCACAACAAGACAGUUUAAGUGAGUUUGUUCUACCCCAUUCACCAGUCAACACAAGUAAUUCAACGUUACAAAGCCUCCUGACGCACGGCUACAUGCCAUUGCUGCAAAACCGUCUCCAAAACGGUCCACCUCUCGGUGCCAUCAAAAGUGAAGCACCAAGUUCUACCUCAUACUGCAACGAACUGACAUCUUCAACGUCAACAAGUCCGCCUGGUUCAGUUGUUUCGACAACGGACAAUAUGCUCAUCAAUGGCAACAGUCGAUAUCUAAAUUCAAAUCCUCCCCAAUACUCGUCCAUUUCAAUAUCUAGCAACUCAAACGCCAUGAAAGCAGACGGCAUCUGCAGUCCUGACAUUUUGGGCAAUUACCCACACACAACAACCGUUACGCCCAUUAGCACGCCCAAAUCAAAACGUCAGCGUUCGCAAAAAAAGUCAUCGUCUAACAAUCAUCAACAUCAACAAACAUCAUCGUCUAGCGGCAGUAACAGUAGCGGCAGUCAACAAAUGCAACAGAACUCUAUGUCACCGUCAUCGGUAAAUUUUAAUACAAAUGAUCUGUCGGGUCUGUUAGGUAAAGAAAAGCCCGUUCAUCGGUGUAAUAUAUGUAAUAGAGGGUUUUUAAAUAAAAGCAAUAUCAAAGUACAUUUGCGGACGCAUACGGGUGAGAAACCGUUCCGCUGUGACGUUUGCGCAAAAGCGUUUCGACAAAAAGCUCAUUUGCUCAAACAUCAACAGAUACAUAAGAGAAUUGGGCGUGAUUGACACGAUGAUUUAACACUUUUGUGUUGAUUUCUUUGUGAAAAUUAAAACAAACAUUUAAAAAAAAAUAUAUAAAGCCGAAAGAGACCACUUCACAUACUCAUAAUAUAUUUAUAUAUAAACAAGAACAAAAAAAAAACAUCUGAAUAUAUAUUUAAUAUAGAAAAGAAUGUAAAGAGAUUUUCUUUCACCUGCCACCGUCGCACUGCCACGAAAAAAAUCACGCGUAGUACAAUUUUCAAAAUUGCUCACAUUUAUUUUUACCCUCAUUAUGCAAAUGAAGUUAUUGAUGAUGUUCAAACUAUUUGUGUUUUUGAUAUUUUUGAAAACUUCAUUGACAUUUGAGUGAGUUGUGAGGCAUUCAUUAAUUGUAUGGCGUGAUAGUUUAAUUCGUUGUUGUUGGUUGCUUUUGGUCUCUUUUAUAUAUAAAAAAAAAAACAAAGUGAAGUCAAUCGGAUUAACUGUUUAUUUCUAGUCCUUCGAAUACAAGUUCAAAUAUUAAAAUGUAA
Molecule: messenger RNA, 2521 nt
Organism: Episyrphus balteatus (marmalade hoverfly)
Lineage: Eukaryota; Metazoa; Arthropoda; Insecta; Diptera; Syrphidae
Gene: ich
Product: ichor
Exons: 2
Coding region: 480-2015 (511 amino acids)
Biological process (GO): embryo development; embryonic pattern specification; embryonic hindgut morphogenesis
Cellular component (GO): nucleus
Molecular function (GO): DNA-binding transcription factor activity, RNA polymerase II-specific; RNA polymerase II transcription regulatory region sequence-specific DNA binding
Source: RefSeq, a predicted model, not a curated record